Molecule: messenger RNA, 2058 nt
Organism: Drosophila hydei
Lineage: Eukaryota; Metazoa; Arthropoda; Insecta; Diptera; Drosophilidae
Product: carbohydrate sulfotransferase 11
Exons: 3
Coding region: 222-1541 (439 amino acids)
Biological process (GO): carbohydrate biosynthetic process
Cellular component (GO): membrane
Molecular function (GO): sulfotransferase activity
Source: RefSeq, a predicted model, not a curated record
CACGGCAAAGCUGUCCGGCACAGGACAUAGGAGAACGCAAUAAAUUGAAGACCUCACAUAGGUGGGCACAUUAAGCAGCAAGUGGUGUAUGCUCGCGAAGCUCCACUGUAAACGUGCUCCCCCGACGCGAGUAAAACAAAGUUGAGCCUAUUCAGAGACUUGUAACAUGUAGUGGCUGCCGUGUGGUGGCUAGCGCAAAAGGGAUCUGGACUCCACAAAAAAUGCACAUCCGCCUGUGGUCGGGACGACGCCUGCAUACGUACCUGAAAAUAGGCACCUUUGUGUUGGUGGGCGUCUGUUACUUUGCCUUUCUGUUCCGGGAGUCGCUGAAUGCGUUCGAGCAUCGGGAACGCGCUACAACCGCUGACUUGGAGGCAUCCGAGGCAUACGCCGAGCCGUCGAAACAGCAGCUGAAGCUCAAGCGCCAACAGCUCCAUCGCCAACGUGCUCUUGCCCAGCAGCGCCUCAGAGCCAGCCAGCAAGCAAAUGGCAGCUCCGCAAUGGCCGAGGAGGUGCAAAACGUCGUCUCGGCAAGCACCUUGAAUCCCGUCUACGAGUACUCCGAGGAGCUGCACAGCCGCACUGAGCGCGAAUUAAAGCUGCGGCGCGAUCACUUGGCAACUGUCUGUGAGCGAUACAAGCUUCAAGAAAAGUACCCACCGAAUCCAUGGGAAUUCUUCAUUUCGCCUGGCCAUAACAACCUGGUGUGGUGCAAUGUAUUCAAGGCAGCCAGCAGCACGUGGAUGUACUACUUCAAUAUACUGGCGGGCUACGAUCUGAAGUAUCUGCAGCGAACGGAGGUUCAGCCCCUGGAAUUGGCCCGUCAACGUUUCCCCCGCCCUGAGCUAUCCGAGUUGGUGGAGCUGCUGCCAAGCGCGUUGUCUUUUCUGUUUGUGCGCGAUCCCUUCGAGCGCAUCCUUAGCGCCUAUCGCAACAAACUGGAGGGCAAUCGCAACAGUUUCUACAGAGCGCUUGGCACCAAGAUCGUUCAUCGCUACCGUCGCCGCGGCAUGAACGUGGUGUUCCCCCGUUGUGGACCCACCUUUGAGGAGUUUGUGCGCUUUCUCAUUCAGGAGCAUGCGGCGGGCAAUCGCUUCGACGAGCACUGGGCUCCCGUCUACAGUUUCUGUACGCCAUGCAGCGUCAACUUUACGAUCAUCGGGAAGACGGAGACAUUUCAGCGCGACUCCGAGUUUAUCAUAAGGCAGGCGGGAUUGGAGUCGCUGCUGUUGGGAAAGCUGCCACGGCGCAAGCUGCGCAAAAUCGGAAAUCAGGCACGCAGCGGUGUCAAGUCAGAGGAACUGAUCGAGCGCUACUUUGCCGAACUCGAUCGACCAACAUUGGACCAAUUGCUCAAUAUAUACCGCAUCGACUUCGAGCUCUUCGACUACGACUAUCUCAAGUAUUACAAUAUGGUGCACUCGUGGGGCUUGGAGCAGAGUACAGCCACAGCGAAGAGUGGCCCACGAGCUGGCACCGAAACUCAGAUAACAACAGCGGCGACCACAUCUCUAAGAACAGCUGCGGCUCCAGCAGACUGAACAGAGAUCUAGGCAGUCAGCCAAGCCAGAAAUAUAGAAAUAUAUAUAGCUCAUAUUCGCGAAAAGAAUCUUAUUUAUGUACCUUUUACACAGCGAAGGAUCAGACCGUGCAGAGAAACCGUAACCCAACCGAAACUAUAUGUAAAAUGUAUUUAUUCUCCCACUGAGCAAGGCCAAAUCAAUGUUUUCCAACAACAACCAAACGAAUCACAACACUUUUCGACCUCUCUUGGGCAAUGCCAAUGCAAGGAAAGCAAAAACCAAAUGUAGAUAGAAUGACUAAUUUUUAUGCAUUUUUCAGCAGUCUUCAAACACCCACACACACGCCACACAUGACAUGGAGUGUUGCACCUUUUUAGGUGCACUACUCAAUCGAUCUAGACACUUCUUAUAGUUAGUACAAAGUACAAUUUACAGUUAAUAUUCGAACUUCUCACACAUAUUGUUUACCUUUAAAAAAACACCGACCUCUAUACGAAUAUCUCGCCUGCUGUUUUUGAAAACGAACAAUUUUAUG